GCAGUUGAUUGAAUUGCUCAAAGUGAAAAUUGCCGAAUUUCACAAAGUUAUCCAAUAAGAAUAAGUAAAAAGUGUAAAAUUUCAGUCGCUGGUUGACCGGAAAAAUCGAACCAGAUAAAAAAUGGGCCUUUUGUCGGAAGGAAAUCCACUGAGUUGGGAGGAGACGAAGAAGCACGCAGAACAUGUACGGCAGCACGGAAUCCAGCAAUUCAUCAAUUUGUAUGCGAAAUUGAAGGAUCGGCAGGGAGACAUCCUCAAAUGGGGCGACGAAAUUGAGUAUAUGAUUGUCCGGUUCGAUCAUGAGAACAAAAAGGCACAAGUUUCGCUGCGAGCCGAAGAGAUUUUACAAAAACUUAACGAAGAGGAGAUCAAAAACCCGGAUGGAGUAAAGUCACUUUGGCGACCGGAAUACGCGAAUUACAUGGUAGAAGGCACUCCAGGAAAGCCUUAUGGAGGUCUCUUAGCGCACUUUAACGUCGUCGAGGCAAACAUGUCGAACCGCAGACACGAUGUCGCCAAGUUGCUCAAAGAAAAUGAGGUUGCUAUGUGCAUCACGAGUUUCCCAAUGCUUGGAAUGCCUAAUUUCACGUUUCCUCCCUACGCGCCGCGACCAGAUGCGGAAGAUGGUGUCGCUAAAUCUCUUUAUUUCGUGGACGAAGCGAUUUUUCCGGGACAUCCGCGUUUCAAAACUCUUUCACGAAACAUCCGGAUGCGACGUGGCUCGAAAGUUUCCAUCGACAUCCCCGUUUUCAAGGAUAAAAAUACGAAAAUUCCCGUUGCGGGCAGUACGCCGGAGAAACCGGACCAUAUUCACAUGGAUGCCAUGGGUUUCGGGAUGGGAUGUUGUUGUUUGCAGUUCACGUUUCAGUGUUGUAACAUCAAUGAGGCGCGCACGUUAUACGACCAGCUGACGCCGUUGUGUCCGAUUAUGUUGGCGUUGAGUGCAGCGUCGCCCAUUCAUCGUGGCAUGUUAAGUGAUACGGAUUGUCGCUGGAACGUCAUAAGUGCCUCUGUGGAUUGCCGCACGCCCGAGGAAAGAGGUGAAAAACCGCUGAAAGAAGGACAACUUAGAAUUCACAAGUCGCGAUAUGAUUCAAUUGACUCGUAUUUGUCUCCUGCUGGACAAAAAUUCAAUGACAUUCCCCUAGUUUACCACCAGCAAAAUUACAAAAAGCUCCUUGAGGGCAACAUUGAUCCGCUUCUUGCGCAGCACGUGGCUCAUCUCUUCAUCCGUGACACCGUCUCACUGUUCAGCGAAAAAGUCAAUCAGAAUGACGAGGAGGACACGGAUCACUUUGAGAACAUUCAAUCAACAAAUUGGCAAACGAUGCGCUUCAAGCCGCCGCCACCGAACACGUCAAUUGGAUGGCGCGUCGAAUUCCGCCCGUGCGAAUUGCAACUCACGGAUUUCGAAAAUUCGGCAUUUGCGUGCUUCAUCGUGCUCCUGACACGCGUCAUUCUGUCGUACAAUCUGGACUUGUUGAUUCCCAUCAGCAAAGUCGACGAAAAUAUGCAAAAUGCACAAAAACGGAAUGCGUGCCGCGAACAAAAGUUCUGGUUCAAGAAAUCCAUCACCGGCGUCACGGUUGACGGGAAAAAUUUAAAGUUGUGCCGCAAUGAAAAUUGCGAGGAGCUGUGCAAUGAAUACGAAUUAAUGACGAUCGAUCAAAUUAUUAACGGAAAAGGAACUUUUCCUGGUUUACUGCCUUUACUACAUUCAUACCUUGCAUCGAUGGACGUCGAUGUCAACACACAUUGUACAAUUACACAGUAUUUGCAUUUAAUUUCGCAACGAGCGAGUGGACAACUCAUGACGACUGCCAGCUGGAUUAGAGAAAAAGUCACCACACAUCCCGAUUACAAACAAGAUUCCGUCAUCACCGACACCAUAAACUACGACUUACUGAUGAAGUGCCUUGCAGUACAAGAAAAUCUAGAACCUUGCCCCGAAUUGCUCGGUCACUCGAACUCGACAAAGACAUCGGAGCAUGUUCCGCACGCAAUCACCAAGCAUUUACGGGCAUGUUAAACGGAACGAGACUGCAUGUGGAUGGAGGGACAAAAAAAAAUAUAUAAUCUUUAAUAUAAUUGUUGUUACAAAUAUUUACAAAUAUUUUAUAAGGUAUUGUUCUACUUUCUUGUAAAAGUAAAAAAAAAAAAUAUUUUGAAAUAA
Culicoides brevitarsis is the source of this 2173-nucleotide messenger RNA. It is a transcript of the gene Gclc, whose product is annotated as glutamate--cysteine ligase catalytic subunit. The coding region runs from base 122 to 2029 and encodes 635 amino acids. Gene Ontology annotation, molecular function: glutamate-cysteine ligase activity. NCBI's taxonomy places the organism in Eukaryota, Metazoa, Arthropoda, Insecta, Diptera, Ceratopogonidae. Gene Ontology annotation, cellular component: glutamate-cysteine ligase complex. Gene Ontology annotation, biological process: glutathione biosynthetic process. The transcript is spliced from 8 exons. The record is from RefSeq and is a predicted model, not a curated record.